Fonsecaea monophora is the source of this 1638-nucleotide messenger RNA. RefSeq lists its product as hypothetical. The record is from RefSeq and is a predicted model, not a curated record. The transcript is spliced from 4 exons. Gene Ontology annotation, molecular function: chromatin binding. The coding region runs from base 1 to 1638 and encodes 545 amino acids. Lineage: Eukaryota; Fungi; Ascomycota; Eurotiomycetes; Chaetothyriales; Herpotrichiellaceae.
AUGACCAACGUCGUCUCUCACGGUCGUGGAGGUGCCGCCAACAUUGGCCCCGAUGAUCAGACCUACGUCGAUGGAGGGAUAGUGCGUGAGGGCCCUGUUGGUGACCAGGGCGACGGACCGUACUCAGCAGGUCGCGGUGGUGUCGGAAACAUCGAGCAUGAUACGAAGCCAGUGGCGGGCCCGCCGCACGAUGCAGAUGUGAUUCCCGAAACUGCCACCCGCGUUGCGAAACUAGAAUCUCAUCACGUCGGACGAGGCGGCGCAGGAAAUGAAGAGCAUGUGCACGAGAAGAAGCACGAAAGCUUUAUUGACAAGAUCAAAGCGUUCUUUGGCUCUUCAUCGGUCAAGAACGACCCGGACUUUGGCGAAACAUAUCAUUCAACCGAGAGCUACGGAGAGGAGAGCAUCGAGGGCAGCGAAAGUCCCGAAACCGAGCACCGCCAGGUGUCGCGCCAGGUAAUUGGGCGCAAGCGGCGGUCAAGCGAAAUGGAGACGGAAAUGGAGGACGAUUCAAGCGCAGUGGCAGAUUCUCCUCAAAAUCACGAGACAAAUCAGAUACCCGGAGUUGCGAGGACGAUCGAAAGCGAGGGCGUCACAUUCAAGGUAAAAGCCGGAGUAACCAGGUCGCAGUUGAGCAACACGAGGGACAAAGACAUCAUCUACUUGACGGAUUGCCCUCUAGAACGGACUGACCUCACCGUUGGCUAUACCGUGGAACCAGGCAGUAAGUGGGAGUCUGCAAAGAGGUAUCACACUGCUCAGUGUCAAUAUGUCUACAUCAAUAACAAGGAGAUUGUACCCGCUCCACUGCAUGCGGACGCAACAGAAGACGAAAAAUUAGCAUAUGACAAGAAGAAUUGCUGGGUUGGGCUGCUAGCUGAAUUCAAAGCCGUGGAUGGAGAGGAGGUAUUCGCCCGGGUGUACUGGCUCUAUUGGCCGGAUGAAUUGCCUAUGGGUCGACAACCAUACCACGGUAGAAGAGAACUGGUGUUCAGCAAUCACGUUGAAAUCAUCGAAGCGCAGAGCCUGGUUUCACUCGCGGAUGUCAGUCAUUGGGAUGAGACGGAUGACUCAAAUAAAAAUAUGCUUGGGGAGAGAUACUGGCGCCAAAUACUUGACGUCACUAAAUUGGGGACGCAGCCCCAUCGUUCCCUCCGUUCCCUCAGUCAGCUCCGGAAGUUCUGCAUCUGCAAAGGCUACGACAACCCCGAGCAGGAAAUGUUCCAAUGCCCAGAUAAUGACUGCGGCACUUGGAACCACGAAGCUUGUCUGAUCGACAACAUGGAGCGGAGGGCAUGGGAGCGGUUCAAGAAGGGGACCCUGACCCAUGAAGUGCCAGAGACGGAACAAAAUGAAACUUCGUCGCACAUACCGUUGAACCCAACCAAACAUGUGGCCACUCCCAAGUCGAAAAAGACUACAGCGUCCCGUAACAAGAAGAAACCAUGGGCAGGCAAAUUGGAGGGUAAGAUAUCCCGUGGCCGGAAGGUCGCAGAUGACAACUACAUCCACAUUGCAACCAUCCGGCAGUUGGUGCCUCAAAGCAAGCACGAGAAGGAUGAUUCCUUUAAACCGGUCACGUGGAACAUGGAGUUCAAUUGCCUGAAAUGCCACCGGGCAUUGAAUUCAUUGGAGUGA